Acaromyces ingoldii is the source of this 910-nucleotide messenger RNA. RefSeq lists its product as hypothetical. Lineage: Eukaryota; Fungi; Basidiomycota; Exobasidiomycetes; Exobasidiales; Cryptobasidiaceae. The coding region runs from base 50 to 853 and encodes 267 amino acids. Gene Ontology annotation, biological process: mitochondrial proton-transporting ATP synthase complex assembly. The record is from RefSeq and is a predicted model, not a curated record. Gene Ontology annotation, cellular component: mitochondrial membrane. The transcript has a single exon.
AAAGGCGGCAACCAAACCUGUUCCAGAGAAGCAGACGACGAUGGCGACAAUGACCAUGACCAUGCUGGGGCCUCGGCGGCUUCUGCUUGCGCCGAGGCAACAGCUCUUCCGAAGCAGCGUCGCUUUCCCGCGCUUCAACAGCACUGCUGCGCCAUCACCACCACCACCACCACCACCACCACCACCAUCUACUACAUCUCGUCAGCAAGACGAAUCGGUGCUGGCGACGUACGAUGGCCCCAUGACGCGCAUCUUUGGCCGGCUCAAGCUCUUCUCGCUCGCCUCGCUGAGCCUCUCGACGUGCGCCUCUCCCCUGCUCCUCUUCGGCGGCGCCGAUGUGCCCAUGGCGACGCGCCUCGGCCUCAUCGCGCUCGCCAUGAGCACCUCGGGCGUGAGCACCGCCAUGGUCGCCUGGAUCGCCAAGCCGUACGUGGCGCAGAUGCUCCUCGUCGCGCCCGGCAGCGGUAGUGUCACAGCAGCAUCGCCCACGCUCGAGAUGCGCACCACCAGCUGGCGCCUCCGCCCGCUCCAGACGACCAUCUUUGAGCCGAGCCUGAUCCGGGCCACGAGCCGCCCCUUUGCGACGUGGGAGCUGCCCGCAGCGCUGCCGCCGCCGCCGGCCCACAUCGAGCAAGAGCUCGAGCGGACGGGCGCAAGCGUGACGAAGCUCUUGGCCGAGACAAAGGACAUGAAGACGGGAAAGACAGUCGGGCGCUACUGGGCCACCUGGGACAAGGACGAGGCCGCGAGCGCAAAGGGCCAAGAGGGCAAGCAGUGCGCGCAGGAGGGCAACGUCGUCCGCCACUUCAACGUCCAGGAGGACCUCCUCGGCGAGGACUGGCAGGUUCUGUAAUUGUAUCAUCUCAACACUGUCUCAUCACUACUCAGCAUCAUCAUACAAAUACAAAUA